Molecule: messenger RNA, 1539 nt
Organism: Glarea lozoyensis ATCC 20868
Lineage: Eukaryota; Fungi; Ascomycota; Leotiomycetes; Helotiales; Helotiaceae
Product: Xylose isomerase-like protein
Exons: 2
Coding region: 1-1539 (512 amino acids)
Biological process (GO): base-excision repair
Cellular component (GO): mitochondrion; nucleus
Molecular function (GO): DNA-(apurinic or apyrimidinic site) endonuclease activity; DNA binding; phosphoric diester hydrolase activity
Source: RefSeq, a predicted model, not a curated record
AUGUCACGCAGAUCAAGUCGCAAGUCAGACGUUAAGGCUCUGGAGGCACACACAGCAAAUAUGAUCACCUCUCCGAGCACAACCCCAAGGAAAGGACGAAAAGUGAUCAAGGCAGAGGACGAUGUAUUGGUAGCAAACACGAAGCCAGUCAAGUCUCCCAAUGGCACAAAGGUCAAGGCGGAAAUCCAUGCCGAAGCAAUUGUCUCUACAAUGGCAAAUGGCGAGAUCAAGAGUGUCGAGGAGGAAGUCGACAUCGGAUUGAAGCAGGAAUCUAAACCUAAGCCAAAGAAAGUCGUGACGAAGCGCAAAGCAAAGACCCAAGAGGAGGACGCUGGUCAGGAGAAAGAAACCGCGACCAAGAAGAAACGUAAAACGAAAGAAGAGAAGGAAGCGGAAAAUGUGCCAUUGGCAGAAAGGACCGCGAUUGUGACACUGAAAAAGAGCAUGCACAUUGGAGCUCAUGUGAGCGGCGCAAAAGGCGUGCAAAAUUCCGUUACAAAUGCUCUGCAUAUAGGUGGCAAUGCCUUUGCCUUGUUUCUCAAGUCGCAGCGGAAAUGGGAAAGCCCACCUCUGAGUUCAGAAUCGCGGGAUCAGUUCAAAGCUUUUUGCGAAGAGCACAAGUUUGAUGCCGCAAAACAUGUCCUCCCACACGGGUCGUACCUUGUCAACCUCGCCCAGAAGGAAGCUGCGGCAGCAACUAAAGCGUACGAUUGUUUCUUGGACGAUUUACAGCGGUGUGAGCAAUUGGGCAUCAAGUUGUACAAUUUCCAUCCGGGAAAUACAGGAAGCAACCCUCGGCCAGAGGCUAUUGGGCGAAUUGCGGCACAAUUAAACAAAGCUCACAAGGCAACCAAAACCGUCAUCACAGUUCUAGAAAACAUGGCUGGGAGUGGAAACGUUAUUGGCUCAACUUGGGAAGAUCUCCGCGACAUCAUUGCUUUGGUCGAGGACAAGGAACGAGUCGGUGUAUGCAUUGAUACUUGCCACACUCAUGCGGCGGGAUACGAUCUUCGGUCACCCGAGGCUUUCGAGAAAACGAUGAACGAGUUUGCAAAUGUUGUCGGACUGCCGUAUCUCAAGGCACUACAUCUGAAUGACAGCAAGGCUCCCUUUGCGUCUCACAGGGACUUGCAUGCAAAUAUUGGCACUGGGUUUCUUGGCUUACGGGCUUUUCAUAAUGUUGUCAAUUUCGCCCCUUUCCAAGGAUUGCCCAUGGUACUUGAAACUCCGAUCGAUGAAGGACCCGAGCGCAAAGGGGAAGAGGACAAAGGAGUUUGGGCUAGAGAAAUCAAACUUCUUGAAGGUCUCAUUGGCCGCGAUCCAGAGAGUGAGUCUUUCAAGUCAGAUGAGCAAAAACUUCAAGAUGCCGGUAGCGAGGAGCGGAAGAAGUAUCAAGAGCAAGCAGAUAAGAAGCAAGGUCUAGUGGAUAAGAAAAAGCAGAAAACGCUCGACAGCAUCUUUAAGAGUGUGCCCAAGACGAAAAAGAAUGCUGCAAAAGAGAGCGAUGCAGAUAACAGUGAUAGUUGCUGUAGUCACUGA